AUGAUCAGAUCUUAUGCUUCUUCAUUUCUUCAAUCUCUUACCGUCUUCUUGAUUGUUUGUUGUUCUUCACUAGUUGCAGAAGUAAGUGCAGAUGUUCCAGCAUCAAAAAGAUUCAGUUACAACUUGGAACCCAACGGAUUCCGCCCAGGUUAUUAUGAAACCGAAUACCGUGUGAGUUUCCGUGAUUUACCGAUCCAAAGCUAUCCAUUUUCUCUUUGUUUUUAUGAAGCCAACCCUGAGAGUACUGGUAUCGACGAAUCCGUACCCGUUACCAACUCCUACAUACUUGCUAUCGGUAUGGGUCAUGCUCAUUCUGACGGCAUUACGCGUUGGGUUUGGGCAGCUAACCUUAAUCGUCCUGUUGGGAACAAAGCUAAACUUGUUUUCAGUCGCAGCGGAAAUCUUGCUUUAAUCGAUGGAAAUGGUCGAAUCGGUUGGCAAACUAGGACGAGCAACAAAGGUGUUGUUGAUAUUAGACUGCUCCCGAAUGGCAACUUGGUGCUUCUUGAUAGAAAUGGCGGAUUUGUCUGGCAGAGUUUCCAUUAUCCUACUAAUACCCUCUUGGUAGGACAAGGUCUUGGUCCUGGAAGUUCGACUACUAACAAGAUAGUAAACGGGAGAUACAGUUUGGUUCUGCAGGAUGCAAAACUUAGUUUGUUCAUCGCUCCGGAACCGAAAUCAUCGAAACCUAUCAACUAUUAUAACGUAACACAAAUGUCUGUGUUAGGGAGUAAUAUUACCUUUGACACUUCCAAGUACUUCUUUGGACCCGGUCCCGGAGGAUUCUAUAUCACAUUAAGCAUUGUUGUUAGUACUAAUUCCUUUUAUCCAUUGGCGAGUCCGAAAUACAAUAGUACUUUGUCUAUGCUUCGAAUAGGUUCAAAUGGUAAUCUAUUUAUCUAUACUUACUCUGACUUACCAGUUAAUAAUUAUAAGGCAUGGGAAAAAACUUAUGCCACCUUUUCUGGAGAGGGAGGCGAUAAUGAAUGCAUCCUACCUCCAAAGUGUGGGUCAUUCGGCCUUUGCGAGGAUGGCCAGUGUGUUGCUUGUCCGACACCGAAAGGACAACUGGGUUGGGACAAGAAUUGCAAACUACCAAGCAUACCUUCUUGCAAUGCUAGUGCAGCCAAUGUGGGUUAUUACGUAGUCCCAUAUGUAGCAGAUUAUCGGCUACUGGAUGAUUCUGACGGAGAAGGAUCACUGAGGGUCGACGAGUGUAUGAAGAAGUGUAGCAGUGACUGCAAGUGUGUCGGUUUCUUCCACAGAUUAUUAGCUACUCGUUUUCAGUGCUUGCUUGCUACCCAAAUCAAUACGUUGGCCAAGGGUGAUGUUUUUCGGGCCUCUGCAGAUGUUUACAUUAAGUAUACAAAGUAG
Messenger RNA from Papaver somniferum (opium poppy), 1374 nucleotides. Its product is annotated as epidermis-specific secreted glycoprotein EP1-like. The transcript has a single exon. The coding region runs from base 1 to 1374 and encodes 457 amino acids. The record is from RefSeq and is a predicted model, not a curated record. NCBI's taxonomy places the organism in Eukaryota, Viridiplantae, Streptophyta, Magnoliopsida, Ranunculales, Papaveraceae.